AAAGAAUUGUUCUAGGUUUUCAAGCAAGAUGGCUAAAGCCUCCCUUGGGUCUAGGAAAAGAACAUUUGUGUUAAGAUCCUGUAGUGCUAGAGUUCUUCGGUCAAGGCCCUAUGGAGCCUCCAAAGCUCCUGAUCAUCCUGUUCUAGCAGACAAGUCCGUUAAUGUUACUGCUGGGAGGAAGAAGAAAGAAAAAAGGGAAAAAACAAGUAGAAAAUUGAAUGAUGAAUUCUCAAGAAUUAGGAAACGCUUAAGAUACUUGUUGUCUCGAAUGAGCUAUGAGCAAAGCCUGAUUGAUGCUUAUUCUGGUGAAGGUUGGAAAGGACAAAGUUCAGAAAAAAUUAAGCCAGAGAAGGAGCUGCAGCGUGCAUCAACCGAAAUUUUACGUUGCAAACAGGAAAUACGCAGUUUAUUUCAACAUAUUGAUUCUUCCUGUGCUGAGGGAAGGCUUCAGGAAUCCUUAUUUGAUUCGGAUGGACAAAUCUACAGUGAGGAUAUAUUUUGUGCCAAAUGUGGGUCCAAAGACUUGACUUCUGCAAAUGAUAUUAUACUCUGUGAUGGAAUGUGUUACCGUGGGUUUCACCAGAUGUGUUUGGAUCCUCCACUGUUAAAAGAUGAAAUUCCACCUGGAGACGAGAGUUGGUUGUGCCCUGGAUGUGAUUGCAAAGUAGAUAACAUCAACUUACUUAAUGAAUCCCUAGGAACGGAUCUCUCUACUAAUGAUCACUGGGAGAAGGUUUUUCCUGAGGCAGCUGCUACCGCAGCUAGAGAUGAGCAAGAUGGUGACUUAGGGCUGCCAUCAGAUGACUCUGAAGAUGAUGACUACGACCCUGAUGGUCCACAAGAUGAUGGGAAAGCCCAGACAGAAGACUCAACUUUCGAGGAAUCUGACUUCACUUCUGCAUCUGAAGACUCGAGGGCUGUAUCCAAUGAUGACCUUUAUGUGGGACUUCUUUCUGAUGAUGCAGAAGAUAAUGAUUAUGAUCCUAAUGCUGUAGAUCAUGAUGAACUGAUUAAGAAGGAAUCCUCAAGUUCUGAUUUUACUUCCGACUCUGAGGAUAUCAGUGCUUCAGGAGAUGAUAGCAAGUCUUUUGAUGGUGUUGAAGUUCCUGAAUCAUUGUCAAUGGAUGAUGCCAAAUCCAUCAGAGGUUCAGUUGAGAGAUCCACAACGAUUAGAAAGAAAAACCAAUCAGUAAAUUCUGAGCUUCGGUCCCUACUGGAUGUGGAUCCAAAUGCCACACUUGUAUCGGGGAAAAGGAAUGUUGAGAGGUUGGACUACAAGAAGCUGCAUGAUGAAACAUAUGGAAAUGUUCCUUCUGAUUCAAGUGAUGAUGAAGAUUGGACUGACGGAAGUGCAUCAAGAAAAGGGAAGAGCAAUUUUGCGGGGAACUGUACCAUGUCAACAAAAGGAAAUUCUUUAACCACAAUGAAUGGGACAAAUAAAGAUAUAAAGCGAAGCUCAAGAGAUACUGAAAUUACUCCAGAAAGAAAAACUCGCCAAAAGCUCGACAUUGAAGGUGCAAACAAAUUAGUGCGCUGUAAACAGAAAGAUGGUUCAGAGCCUUGCUCUUCUGAGAAAUUGGCUACUGCAUCGCCAUCAAGAAGUCUCGGAAAAGCUGCAACUCAGAGGCUGUCUGAAUCAUUGAGGGAAAACCAGUAUCCUGAUCGAUCAACAAAAGAGAAAUUGGUGAAAGAACUGGGAAUCACGCUUCGACAGGUUAGCAAAUGGUUUGAGAAUGCACGUAGAAGCUUGCGCUUAUCAGCAAAUGUUGGAGUCAGCAAAGCUGAUACCAUUCCCCCAAACAAGGAGAGCAUAGACCCUGAACCUGAUAAAGAUGCUGCAAACAGUGUUAGUGGAGAUAAAAGAUUAAGUAAAACAGGUUCUUCUGAGGUCAUUGGUACAGAAUGUUGCAGCAAGAAUGAGGAGAGGAUGAAAUCUGUGACUGAGGAAAGCAGUCAAAGGAAAUCAGCUACAUCAAAGUCCAGGAAGAGGAGUCUGAAGGACGAUGAAGAAUCAGAUGAGAUGAGUAAUAUGGAGAUUACCAAAGAGGGGUACUCAAACAGACUCGACAAAUGACCGGACUCUAAAACAAGUAGUGAUGCAGUCUCCGAUCAAGACUAGAAGUAGAAAAUCUGCUGCAUGGCUUCCCAAGAAACCAAAACCUCUUUCUGGAAAAAGGGGGGGGGAGGGGGGCGGUGUUGCAUGAAGAGUUGGGGGAACAGAUAGCCCUCGGAGAACUAGCUGUUGCCCCGUAUCAUCAUGAUGGGGAUUUACCUCCUUGGGAGCAGUUUCUUUG
This is a messenger RNA of Telopea speciosissima, 2294 nucleotides long. RefSeq names its product homeobox protein HAT3.1. The record is from RefSeq and is a predicted model, not a curated record. Gene Ontology annotation, cellular component: nucleus. Gene Ontology annotation, biological process: regulation of DNA-templated transcription; chromatin organization. Bases 29 to 2074 code for a protein of 681 amino acids. The transcript has 8 exons. Gene Ontology annotation, molecular function: DNA binding; DNA-binding transcription factor activity, RNA polymerase II-specific; chromatin binding. NCBI's taxonomy places the organism in Eukaryota, Viridiplantae, Streptophyta, Magnoliopsida, Proteales, Proteaceae.